AUGAUAGAGAAGGUUUCAUUCGAAUCGAAAAUGCGAAUGAAACUUCUCAUCGUUUGUUGUCUUCUGACAUUCACAACUGCCGAUGAAGGCGAUGAAAGCUUUAAGAAGAUGUGUGAAUUCUGGAGUGGCGCUCAGAAAAGUUAUCGUGAGAGACUAAGUUCUAAGGCCAUGGAAGGCGACAAGUGUUCAAUGGUUUUCCCAGUGGUGUCUGCCAAUGAAGGCGAGGCCAGAAGAUACUGUGAGGAAAAUGUGCCAUUUCACAUUCUAAAUGUGAAAAUUGACAAAUCCACGACAACUUGCGAUGCUGAAGCUACACUCAAAUGCGAACAAGGAUGGGUUCAGAUGUUCGGAAGAUGUUAUAAAAUUGAAAAGAAAAUGAUGAAACGGGAUUCGGCUGUGGAGUACUGUGCCACUUUGAAACCAAAAGCAAGAAUCGCUUUCAUGCAUAGAGAGGCAUUGCCAUUCAGAAUCAAUGACUACUUCUCUAAAGUGUCUCGUGUCUGGAUCGAUGCUAGUGAAGCCAUCACCAAUGACCUGACCUACGUAAAAGGCGAGAACCUUCUUCUGGCUCUCGACGGAUACAAAUACGCUCUACCGAACAUUGCUCUUGCCAAAGUUCCUUCCGAUGAAACUGCAAUGGCUCUCUGUGAAUACACUCCUACUAUGAAUCAAGCAGAGAGUAAUUACUUGUUGAGAAGAUACGGAGAAAUCUAUCAUACGAUCCUUUUCACCCCAGACAGAGCUUAUGUUCGAACUGCCAGCAGUUUGCAACGUAGCGACAAUCGCAAGAGGGAUAGUAACUACUGUAAAAAGGUUCUGAGACCAUUCCUCCAUAAUGAUGAUAUUGCUCAGUCCGCGGAUCCGAAUACAGAUUUUUUGGAACUAUUAUCCAAAGAUCAAUGCACGGAUAGUCGGGCAAAAAAUUAUGGUUAUGAUAACACUGACGGGGAAAAAGGACUUAUAUUCACAAAAGUUCCUCCUGAUGUUUGGGCGAAAAACCAACCGGAAGAAAAGUGUGAUGCAGGUAGCUGGAGUACUGGAAUUGUCUUCAGUCGCAAGGGAGAGCGAAGACUCGAAACGAUGUCUGAUGCCAGAUACGCCCCCAUCUAUUGUCAAACCAACUUUGAAAAAGUGACUUUCGGUGACUGCCCAUCUGGCUACACGGAGUAUUGGAGAGCAGAAAGAAGACAAAAGUGGUGCCACAAGUUUAUCAAUCGAAAGGCAAACUUCGACGAUGCAAAUGCGUAUUGUAACACAACAGAGAAGGGAUUUGUCACCGGUUUCGCAGAUGCCAAGGAGUUGGAGUUAUUGGAUCAACUGCUGGAUAAAGCCAUUAAAAGUGGAACAGUGUUCAAGAAAAGUGAAGGAGUGUACCUUGGAGUUCAGCGACGUCACCAGUGCAUUAACAGAAAGCAGAUUGCUCAUAGCACAGGAGGUUUCAACCCGGACCCAACCCAUCCAUGUUCUAAGGAACGGUUGUUCGAAUGGGUAUACGGUGUUGCCGAUCAUCCGCCAUUGUUCAAAGACUAUUGGGCUGUUGAGAGUGAACCAAAUUUCGUAGGUGACGAUGAGCGAUGCGUGGAACUGGUGAAGGGAUUCCAAACUAGAAGUGGCUGGCCGACGGGAGAAAUGAGCAAAAAGUUGAACGAUUUGCCUUGCGACAAACAGCUGUACUUCUUCUGCGGAAAAGAAGCACCGAUUAAAGUCAUUGGAGUCAACGUCUGA
Molecule: messenger RNA, 1725 nt
Organism: Caenorhabditis briggsae
Lineage: Eukaryota; Metazoa; Nematoda; Chromadorea; Rhabditida; Rhabditidae
Exons: 8
Coding region: 1-1725 (574 amino acids)
Source: RefSeq, a predicted model, not a curated record